Henningerozyma blattae CBS 6284 is the source of this 1302-nucleotide messenger RNA. It is a transcript of the gene RPD3, whose product is annotated as histone deacetylase RPD3. NCBI's taxonomy places the organism in Eukaryota, Fungi, Ascomycota, Saccharomycetes, Saccharomycetales, Saccharomycetaceae. Bases 1 to 1302 code for a protein of 433 amino acids. The transcript has a single exon. Gene Ontology annotation, molecular function: histone deacetylase activity. The record is from RefSeq and is a predicted model, not a curated record.
AUGGUCUUCGAAGCAAAGCCAUUUGAUCCUAUUACAGUUAAGCCUAAUGAUAAGAAACGUGUUGCAUACUUCUAUGAUGCAGACGUUGGUAAUUAUGCAUACGGUGCAGGCCAUCCUAUGAAACCACACAGAAUAAGAAUGACCCAUUCGUUAAUUAUGAAUUAUGGUCUCUACAAAAAUAUGGAGAUUUAUAGGGCAAAACCUGCUACGAAGCAAGAGAUGUGUCAGUUCCAUACAGAUGAAUAUAUUGAUUUUUUAUCUCGUGUUACACCUGAUAACUUGGAUAUGUUUAAGAAAGAAAGUGUGAAAUUCAAUGUCGGUGAUGAUUGUCCAGUGUUUGAUGGUCUCUAUGAAUAUUGUAGUAUUUCUGGUGGGGGUUCCAUGGAAGGUGCUGCAAGAUUAAAUAGAGGCAAAUGUGAUGUAGCAAUCAAUUAUGCAGGGGGAUUGCAUCAUGCUAAAAAAUCGGAAGCCUCGGGGUUUUGUUUUUUAAAUGAUAUUGUUUUAGGUAUCAUUGAAUUACUCAGAUAUCAUCCAAGAGUCUUAUACAUAGAUAUCGACGUUCAUCAUGGUGAUGGUGUCGAAGAAGCUUUUUACACAACCGACCGUGUCAUGACAUGUUCAUUUCAUAAAUAUGGUGAAUUUUUCCCAGGUACUGGUGAAUUAAGAGAUACUGGUGUUGGUAACGGUAAGAAUUAUGCUGUUAACGUGCCAUUAAGGGAUGGGAUUGACGAUGCAACAUACAGAUCAGUUUUUGAACCAGUAAUAUCGAAAAUUAUGGAAUGGUACCAACCAUCAGCAGUUGUGCUACAAUGUGGUGGUGAUUCUUUAUCAGGAGAUCGUUUGGGGUGCUUCAACCUUUCGAUGCAAGGUCAUGCAAAUUGUGUCAACUUUGUCAAAUCUUUUAAUAUUCCAAUGAUGGUCGUUGGUGGUGGUGGUUAUACAAUGAGAAAUGUUGCCAGAACUUGGUGCUUUGAGACUGGUUUAUUAAAUAAUGUGAUUUUGGACUCAGAAUUGCCAUACAAUGAUUACUACGAGUAUUAUGGCCCAGAUUACAAAUUGGAUGUUAGGCCAUCAAAUAUGUUUAACGUAAAUACACCAGAAUACUUGGAUAAGAUCCUAACGACUAUUUUCUCCAACUUAGAACAUACAAAAUAUGCUCCUAGUGUACAGCUAAAUCAUGUGCCAAGAGAUCCAGAAGAUCAAGGGGAUGUAGAGGAAGAUUCCACCGAAGCCAAGGAUACAAAGGGUGGUUCCCAAUACGCUAGAGACCAGAUUGUGGAAAGUACAAACGAAUUUUAUUGA